UGACUUCCUUCCUGUUCUAACUGCCAGUACGCAGAAGUCAGAGUUGAGAGACAGAGGCACCCCGGACAGAGACGUGAAGCACUAAAUAUCAAAAUGACCGAGAAUGCUCCCGAGCCCCACCUUGAGGAGGAUGAGGAUGAUCUGGACGGCAAGCUCAACUACAAGCCUCCACCUCAGAAGUCCUUGAAGGAGCUGCAGGAGAUGGACAAAGACGAUGAAAGUCUAACCAAGUACAAGAAAACGCUGCUGGGAGACGGCCCUGUGGUAGCAGACCCAACAGUCCCCAACGUCACUGUCACUCGGCUUACCCUGGUUUGUGAGAGUGCCCCCGGACCAAUCACCAUGGACCUUACUGGGGAUCUCGAAGCCCUCAAAAAAGAAACCUUUGUGCUAAAGGAAGGUGCUGAAUAUAAAGUCAAAAUUCACUUCAAAGUGAACAGGGAUAUCGUGUCAGGCCUGAAAUAUGUUCAGCACACCUACCGGACUGGGGUGAAAGUGGAUAAAGCUACAUUCAUGGUUGGCAGCUACGGGCCCCGGGCAGAGGAAUAUGAGUUCCUCACUCCCACUGAGGAGGCUCCCAAGGGCAUGCUGGCCCGAGGGACAUACCACAACAAGUCCUUCUUCACGGAUGACGACAAGCACGACCACCUCACCUGGGAGUGGAACUUGUCCAUUAAGAAGGAGUGGACAGAAUGAGUGCACCGCCCCAGCCCGUUCCCCCUCUUGCCACCUAGAAGAAUCUCCAGCCGUGUCCACCACCCUGCCCCUCCUCCCAGUCUACAGCUGGGUCGCUAACCAUCAUGGCCCUUACUGCCAUCUUUUCUGCCCUGUCUCUCCCAGUGCUCCCCAGCAGAGGAGGCCUUAACUGGGCCUUCAACCUGCCUGCCUCCAUCGGGUGGAUAUUCCCCACUCUCCGUCUCAAUACACCAUUUUCAGUGUUUGCCUCCCUCAUUCCCACUGGAGCACCUAGAGGCAGGGAAGCAGGCAAGCCAUCACUAACAGUCCCUUUGUCUCCGUUCCCAUCCUCAUUCCCAUCCCUGGAUUCCUCUGGGGUUGCUGCUGGCCCAUCACAUCCCUAGUCACGUCCCCUGCCGGGUGGGGUCCUUCUUUUGUGGGAGACACUGUAAACAAUGCUAGAUAGUAAGAAUAAAACAACUGUUUGUUCUGCCGA
Molecule: messenger RNA, 1171 nt
Organism: Otolemur garnettii (small-eared galago)
Lineage: Eukaryota; Metazoa; Chordata; Mammalia; Primates; Galagidae
Gene: ARHGDIB
Product: Rho GDP dissociation inhibitor beta
Exons: 6
Coding region: 94-696 (200 amino acids)
Biological process (GO): Rho protein signal transduction
Cellular component (GO): membrane; cytosol; cytoplasm
Molecular function (GO): protein binding; Rho GDP-dissociation inhibitor activity
Source: RefSeq, a predicted model, not a curated record